CACAUCUCAUACUCUGGUAUGUAAACUUAUGCCCACGUUAUGCACAUUCAAUUGAUGCUCCGCGCUCGGCGGGGCCACAAGCUUCCGUGGUACUGAUAAGGCUAGCGUUCGAGUACGUGUACCUUCGUGGAUAACAGAAAAUGGGUUACAGGCACCCAACAAGACCAUCUUACCCUACCCACUACUAGAGCGCAUCUUCUUGACCAUCGCUAGCUUUCUCCUGUACGAGGUACCUAAUCUCCUCGAUGCCCCCUAUAAAUAGAGAUAUGACAGACGCGGUCCGCGGUGGCAUUCCCUUCCCUCUUCGCCCUCCCGACGCGUGUAGCGCUGACCUGACCCUGGCAACUCGCGACCUCACGAGACUGCGUGACGCGACAGAAGGUUCAUGCCCGCGCCCCCACCCAGUCCCGUAGGUGGUAUGUACACAGGUACCCCUCGCAUGUUCACACACUUCAAUCAACGUCGUAAACGCAUUUCGCAUUUUUCGCACUCGAAACUCGACCGGGCCUAUGUAAAGUUAACUCGACGGGCCGUACCAGCUUCCUCUACCCGCCUUUCGCCUCGGCCCUUCUACAUUAUUCCGUGAUGGACGAAGGCUUAUAAUAAUAUACUUAUGCUGGUCAACCAUCUGGGGCGUAAUGUGGCCUAGCUGAGAUAUCUAUCUGCCUCUGACCUGCCCCUCGUAGGCCCCUGAUUGAUGUUCUCCCGAAGCACAACCUUCGCCUGUCUCGUGCGUUCGUCUUCGAGACUCCCACCAGCUCCGGGCCCCAUUUAUCGACGCAUCUCCACGUCGAUAUCCAGAAUGGCUGAUGACGCGUCCGGCCCCGUCUCGGCUUCUCCCCCGGUCGCACAGUCGACAUAUAAGCCACGGUAUAUUGAUAUCGGCAUCAACCUCGCGGACCCAAUAUUCCGGGGCUUAUAUCACGGCAAGCAGCGGCAUCCGGAUGAUUUGAGUGCUGUCGUAUCCAGGGCCCAGCAAGUCGGCUGCCAGAAGCUCAUCGUCACUGGUUCUGACUUCCCCAGUUCUCGGCAUGCCCUCGAGAUCGCCAAGGAAUAUCCCGGCGUCGUAUACACCACUGCCGGUAUCCACCCCUGUUCCAGCUCCAUAUUUAGUACGACCCAUAAACACCAGGACGCGGACGGGCAUACUAUGCCCUGCGAUCCGGACCCCUCCCAGCCCGUAUCGGAGGACCAUGAGCCCGACGCCGAGAAGACUGCGUCUAUCAUCGAGGAGCUCCGGCGUCUCAUAGAAGAGGCCCGGAGUAACACUACUUCUGCAAGUCCCCUGAUAGCCCUUGGCGAGAUCGGGCUCGACUACGACCGGCUGCAUUACUGCUCGCGAAAAGUCCAGCUGCACUCGUUUGAGGCACAGCUAGACCUGGCGCUGUCGCUACAGCCGCAGCUACCCCUAUUCUUGCACUCGCGCGCCGCGCAUGCCGACUUCAUCGGUCUGCUCAAAGCCAAGUUCGGCCCGCGGCUCGAGCGUCUCGAGCGCGGUGCCGUCGUGCACAGCUUCACCGGCACGCCCGACGAGAUGCGCGACCUCGUCGAGCUCGGCCUCUACGUCGGCACCAACGGGUGCAGCUUCAAGACGGCCGAAAACUGCGCCGUCGUCCGCGACAUCCCCCUCGACCACAUCAUGCUCGAGACCGACGGGCCCUGGUGCGAGGUCCGGCCCUCGCACGAGGGCUGGAAGUACCUCGUCGCCGCCGCCGCCGCCGCCGAUGCAGCCGCAGUGGCACCACCGACGGCGACGCUGGAUGCGAACGGCGCCGAAUUAACAGCUGACGGCACUUCGGACGCGCCGAAGCCGAAUCCGAUCGACGAUCAACCGCUGCAGAACCGGCAGCAGAGGCCGGCGAAGGCAAAGGGGAAGCACAACAACGGCCAGAGCAACAGCAAGAAGAAGGAGCCGGAGGUGCCGGAGCGGUUCCCGACGGUCAAGAAGGAGAAGUGGGCGGCGGGCGCGAUGGUCAAGGGGCGCAACGAGCCGUGCUCGAUCGAGCGCGUCGGGCGGAUCGUCGCGGGCGUCAAGGGCGUCGCGGUCGAGGACGUGUGCGAGGCCGCGUGGCGGAACACGAUGAGGGUGUUUCGCCUGGGGGAGUGAGCGGGUGCGGCGGACAGCCGGUAAACGCAGCUGCUGUGUGUGCGCCGCGGAGGUAUCGUAGAGUUGCGGUUACGUUGGGUGAAGGGAAGGGUAGAGAAGAGGAAACAGAAGAGAGCAACGUUGACUAGAGAGAGGGGGAAAGUGGGCGGGGGUGUUCGUGUGUACAUGUGAAGCGGUAGAAUAUAGCUGGGGAGAAAGAGGGAGUGAGCGUAGAGGCGCGAGGUCGUAGUAUCCGCGAUAGCAUCGGCGAGAAGAGAGCCCAGAAAACCAUCGCAUUAGGGGUAUAUGAACGUACAGUCCUAUAGGCGUCUUCACGUAGGAAUACGGCGGACUCGACAGCCUCUCCAAGAGUUCCCCGACGAUUCCGCCUGUGCUUCUGCCCCAGUCUUCGCGUAUAUCACUCCUCGCUUGCUCCUCCCCUUUCC
Molecule: messenger RNA, 2532 nt
Organism: Durotheca rogersii
Lineage: Eukaryota; Fungi; Ascomycota; Sordariomycetes; Xylariales; Xylariaceae
Exons: 4
Coding region: 698-2107 (469 amino acids)
Cellular component (GO): cytosol
Molecular function (GO): 3'-5'-DNA exonuclease activity
Source: RefSeq, a predicted model, not a curated record